Clonostachys solani is the source of this 1077-nucleotide messenger RNA. NCBI's taxonomy places the organism in Eukaryota, Fungi, Ascomycota, Sordariomycetes, Hypocreales, Bionectriaceae. The record is from the annotation of a GenBank genome assembly.
AUGAAGCAACGCUGUCUAGAACCUGCGAUCCCCAGGUACUUGCAGGUCAAGCGCACCCAGCCGCUUCAUCAACCAUCAUGCUUCAAGGGCCCCCAGCAAGCUUCACAUUCUGCCAGGUUUCCGGAAGCCGUCAAAAGUAUUAUUACUAUGGAUCUGGGCAUCCAAUUCAUGCCGUCGAGUGACUCGACAUUUGUCAUCAGCCUGAUUCGUGGCGCAAUCAAAAGUCCCUUUGGGCCCCAACACCAUGUCCGAUCCAGCUUCACCGACUCAAAUGGCUAUGAAAAUAUUGUCUUUACUCUAUAUUGGAGUGAUACUUCUCUCUACCAGAAAUGGGAAGACAGCAUGCCUGCCGACUGGUGGCACCGAGGGCUCUCUCUUGAUUCUAGCGUUGGCGUGUUCAAAGAGUUUUACGUUGUCCCAAUCACAGAUACAGAGACGACUUUUGCUCUCCCCGUUCCUGAAGGUUAUUCAGUCAUUGCCGCCGCGAUGAGCAAUGAAACCGAUACUCAUGAAUACUGGGGUUCUUCUAGAGACCGCAUUCCUCGAGCACAAACAGAGAGUCUCGAAUCUUGUGGAUGGCCAGAACUCGAAGGUUGUGGCCCCCUUGCCGAUUCUCGUGGGCGACUAGUCAUGGUUCAUCCUCAUCAGAAUAUGUGUCUGAUCCGCUCUGGACAAGUCUGGGAUCAAAGCGACGAGAAAGAAGUUGCCUCUUACUACACAGAAAUCAAGCCAACGCUUGAUAGCGGCAUGGAAGAGCUUGUGGCUAACAAGCGCCGCUUCGGGUGCUUCUCAAACCGCUAUCUGCGCGUCGAAGACGACGAGGGUAAACCUAUUGGCAAAUCCUGGAGUAUCAGCUCGUGGGAGUCUCUAGGCCACCUCGAGAAAUGGGCGGUUACGCCAAAACACAAGCAGAUUUUCGGGACGCAGAUCAACCAUUUCACUCGCAUGGACAAGGAGGGUGUUGAGCCCCAUCUCAACCUAUGGCACGAGUUGAUGGUGUUGCGUAAGGCUGACCAAUCCUUUGCUUAUUUCAACUGUCACAACCAAACGGGCAUGUUAUCAGCAGUCUUCCAUUGA